This is a messenger RNA of Alternaria metachromatica, 786 nucleotides long. RefSeq lists its product as uncharacterized. The coding region runs from base 1 to 786 and encodes 261 amino acids. The transcript is spliced from 4 exons. Lineage: Eukaryota; Fungi; Ascomycota; Dothideomycetes; Pleosporales; Pleosporaceae. The record is from RefSeq and is a predicted model, not a curated record.
AUGACGCGAAGAAUUGUAUAUGGCGUGGGCCUCAUCCUCACACUGGCCUGCACCAUCAUGACCAUCGCCAGUAUCUCGAUGCCGCGAUGGGUCAGCUACAGCCCCGACGGCAAGCGCGAAUACUCGUACGGCCUCCACAGUCGCUGCUCCGCCGUCACGGGCACCUGUGUCCCCUUCCCCAAGAUGAGUGACUGCACAAAGGACCCGUCCUUCUGCAACAUGUGGCGGACAGUCGGUUUCCUGACCUCCUUCGGCGUCGUCGUCGAGCUCUGCGCCAUCGUCUCCUUCAUCGUCAUCAUCUCAGGCGGAGUCCAGCGCCGCGCCGCGGGCUGGCAGGUAGCCGUUGGCGUCCUCUCCUUCAGCGCCAUCGUCCAGUGCGCCGGCAUGGCCAUAGUGGCCUUCCUCUUCGACCACGACGAGCGCUUCUGGUCCGGCUGGCAUCUCGACCUCUCCUGGACCCUCUGCACCGCCAGCUGGACCAUCCUCUUCCUCACCUCCGUCGCCAUCGCCGUAUCCGCCUUCUACCUCCCCGUCGAGGGCGACUACGAGCUCAUCCCAGAAGAAUACUACGGUCCGCCAGACGAUCGGCUUCUUUCGCGCAUCUCGGCUUGGGACAACGGCUUCAAAGGCCCUGACUCGGGCAUGCAGUAUAGUUACCAGCGCGAUCAGGAUAGCAUGAGCGAUGUUGUUAGUAUUGCGGCGAGUAGCAUUGCGCCUAGUGAUCGCAUGAGGAGAGGAAGCAGUAUUGCGCCUAGUAAUCGGAGGGAGAGUGAUGCGAGGAGAUAG